Messenger RNA from Zingiber officinale, 1732 nucleotides. RefSeq names its product protein DETOXIFICATION 16-like. The record is from RefSeq and is a predicted model, not a curated record. The transcript is spliced from 8 exons. Gene Ontology annotation, cellular component: membrane. Bases 128 to 1633 code for a protein of 501 amino acids. Gene Ontology annotation, biological process: xenobiotic detoxification by transmembrane export across the plasma membrane. NCBI's taxonomy places the organism in Eukaryota, Viridiplantae, Streptophyta, Magnoliopsida, Zingiberales, Zingiberaceae. Gene Ontology annotation, molecular function: xenobiotic transmembrane transporter activity; antiporter activity.
CUUAUCUUCCUCGUGGCAGUUUAUUUUAUAGUAGCUUGUGCGGCUUGGCAACAUAUUAAUCAAAUAAUAAAAUUAAAAUGCCCAAUUACCAUGGGAUCGUCUGCGCUCUCUCUCUCGAUCGGGUCGCAUGGAAGAAGAUAUCUCCCUUUUAUUGCUUCCAGUAGAACCCUCGGAGAGGGAUUCUUGCUCCAAUGGAGGAAGAGGAACGAGAGAGAUCUUCUUCCGUUCUCUCUGCUUUCGCUUUCCGAACGACGCCGACGCGGUUGCCGAGGUGAAGCGCCUCCUCUCCCUGGCGGGGCCUCUCAUCGCCACGAGCCUCCUCCAAUAUUCCAUUCAGGUGAUCUCCGUCAUGUUUGUCGGCCACCUCAGUGAGCUCUCUCUGUCCGGCGCCUCCAUGGCCACUUCUUUCGCCAACGUCACAGGAUUCAGUGUGCUGUUGGGAAUGGCGAGUGCAUUGGACACCCUGUGCGGACAGGCCUAUGGUGCAAAAGAAUUUCAUAUGCUUAGUGUUCAUUUUCAAAGGGCAAUGUUCAUACUUCUAUUCGCGAGUAUACCUUUAGCCCUCAUUUGGACCUACACAAGACAAAUUCUUAUUGCAGCUGGUCAAAAUUCAGAGAUAUCAGCUGAAGCUGGAUCAUAUGCUCAUUGGUUAAUCCCAAGCCUUUUUGCCUAUGGUUUGCUUCAAUGCCUUGUUAAAUUUCUGCAAACGCAGAACAUAGUGAUUCCGAUGCUUAUAAGCUCAGGAGUUAUUGCAGUCUUCCACAUUCUAAUAUGCUGGGUUUUAGUUUACAUGUUUGGCCUUGGCAGCAAGGGUGCUGCACUUGCUACCACCAUAUCGUAUUGGAUAAAUGUUCUUCUUUUAGCAAUAUAUGUCAAAUUUUCUCAAGCUUGCAAGGAGACAUGGACAGGCUUUUCAAAAGAGUCACUCAAAGAUGCAUUUGACUUUCUAAGACUUGCGGUUCCUUCGGCUUUUAUGGUCUGCUUGGAGUAUUGGUCGUUCGAGAUGGUAGUUCUCUUAUCUGGUCUUCUUCCUAAUCCAAAGCUGGAAACAUCUAUUUUGUCAAUCAGCCUCAGUACAAUGUGGAUGGUUUACAUGAUUCCCACUGGUCUCAGCAGUGCAGUAAGUAUAAGAGUCGCAAAUGAAUUGGGCGCGGGGCAACCACAGGCUGCAAGCUUGUCAGUAUGCAUUGUUAGUAUCCUAGCCAUAACAGAAGGUUUGGCCGUUGCAAUAAUCACCAUUCUGGUUCGCAAUGUCUGGGGUUACUUGUAUAGCUAUGAAGAUGAUGUUGUACAAUAUGUUUCAACGAUGAUGCCAGUUCUUGCCGCAUCUGACUUCAUGGAUGGAAUACAAUGCACGCUUUCAGGUGCUGCUAGAGGAUCUGGUUGGCAGAAAUUUUGUUCUUAUGUCAAUCUUGGGGCAUAUUAUGUUGUUGGCAUUCCUUCAGCAGUCAUCUUUGCUUUCUUCUUGCAUCUUGGUGGCAAGGGACUCUGGUUGGGAAUCAUCUGUGCACUGCUUGUUCAAGUAUCAGUUCUAGUCGCUGCAAUCCUGCGCACCAAUUGGGAACAUGAAGCCAAAAAGGCAAGGGAAAGUCUUUACAUUGCAGCUGUUCACCAGGACCAGAAUUCCAAUUAACUUCACAGGAAACAUUGUAUUGCUUACAAGUCGUUGCAAUGAUGUGUAUCAAGUCCUGAAACUCUUAUUUUUCUGAACUCAAUGAGUUUCAAUUCAAUA